GCCAAACUAACUUUAUUCGUGUGACGACCGCGCGCUUCUCUCGGGAAAGCGCACAGGAGAUUUCCGCUGGCUUCAUCGCUUCUGUUUGACAAAAUGACUCGCAAAUAGAUUGAACCAAAUAGAAGAAGGUGGUUCAGCACAUUAUCUGCGCUCAGAGGACACAGUGUGCUUUGUAUCAUAGUUUUAUGAGGACGAGACAGCAAUGACAGUGCCUGAAUCAAAGUCAUGGAGCGUGUAACUGUCUUUCCAAAGCAGACGUUCAGUCAGCUGAAGGUUGUUCGGCAGAGAUGGGCUCAGUGACCUCAGUUUUCACCAAGUCGCGCAACACGUUGGUCAAAGUGGGUUCGGAGCCGCAGAAAGAGCCGGACGGGAAGCAUCGGACCGGGUCUCGUGUGAUUGCAAAGCAGACUAGCAAAGAACCACUGGUGCAGAAAACAACCGGCACAUCCAGAGCAAACACACCACAAGUUACUGCAUCUGCUACAGUGGCUAAUGAGGAUGGUGAGACCAACAGCAGGCCACUGGCGAGAUUUGCGCGCUCAAAGUCUCAGAGUGCACUAUGGAACACACUCACAGCUGGGACAGGGAAGAAGGAAAAGGUCAAAGUUCAGAGGGACAUUCCAGACGAUCCACGCAGAUUAGAAGAGAUCCUGGCGGAUGAGCUUCCCGCUACAGACGUCCCAGAAGCAACAGAAAAAACUGCUGUCAGGAGAAAGUACAAGAAAACAUCACAGAGAUUACGAUGUUUGAUAAAACAGUUGGAGAGGGGAGAGGCGUCUCUCGUAGACCUAAAGAAAAACCUGGAAUAUGCUGCCACUGUUUUGGAAUCAGUCUAUAUUGAGGAAACAAGGCGAUUGGUCGAUACCGAGGAUGAGCUCAGCGAUAUCCAAUCAGAUUCUGUGCCAUCAGAAGUUCGUGACUGGCUGGCCUCCACCUUCACACGGCAGAUGGGGCUAAUGCUGCGACGGACGGAAGAGAAGCCGCGAUUCCGCAGCAUCGUACACGCAGUGCAGGCUGGGAUAUUCGUGGAGAGAAUGUACCGCCGAACCUCUAACAUGGUGGGACUGAGUUACCCUACCUCUGUCAUAGCAGUGCUUAAGAAUGUGGACAAGUGGUCUUUUGAUGUAUUUGCUCUGAACGAGUCGAGCGGUGACCACGCACUCAAAUUCAUCUUCUAUGAGCUCCUCACCCGAUAUGACCUCAUCAGCCGCUUCAAGAUCCCUGUCUCAGCACUGGUCUCAUUUGUGGAGGCUCUGGAAGUGGGUUACAGCAAACAUAAAAACCCCUACCAUAACCUGAUACACGCAGCCGACGUCACACAGACGGUACACUACCUGCUUCUGAAAACGGGGAUGGUGCACUGGCUGACGGAGUUAGAGAUUUUUGCGAUGCUUUUCGCUGCUGCUGUCCAUGACUACGAGCACACCGGGACCACAAACAACUUCCACAUCCAGACCAGGUCAGACACAGCCAUCCUGUACAACGACCGCUCUGUGCUGGAGAGUCAUCACGUCAGCGCGGCGUAUCGACUGCUUCAGGACGACGACGAGAUGAACAUCCUCUACAACCUUUCCAAAGAUGACUGGAGAGAGCUCAGGGCGCUCGUGGUCGAGAUGGUUCUGGCCACUGACAUGUCCUGCCACUUCCAGCAGGUCAAAGCCAUGAAGAAUUUCCUCCAGCAGCCCGAGGGAAUUGACAAACCCAAGGCUCUGUCUCUGCUGUUGCACACGGCUGACAUCAGUCAUCCAGCCAAGAACUGGGAUCUACACCAUCGCUGGACUACGUCACUGCUGGAGGAGUUUUUCAGACAGGGUGAUAAGGAGGCAGAGCUUGGUCUACCUUUCUCACCUCUGUGUGACCGUAAGUCCACUAUGGUGGCCCAAUCCCAGAUCGGUUUCAUUGACUUUAUCGUUGUUCCCACGUUUACGGUUCUGACGGACAUGACCGAAAAGAUUGUCACGCCACUCAUUGAAGAGGCUACAAGUUCAGGCCUGGCUGGAUUUCGCAGUAUUACUGCCGGAGAUGUGAAGAGGGGCAGCGUGAACAGCUCUGGUUCUGAUGGCAGCGCAUCCCAUAACUGCUCGCUGCUCACUGUGGACCUGAACAACUUCAAGACCAUCUGGAACGAGGAGGUUUCUCUGAACAGAGAGCGGUGGAAGACGCAGGCAGAUAAAGAGACGGAGGAGAAGGCCAAACGAGAGCUGGAGGAACAGCAGGAGGCAACAGCAGAAAAUCAGGAGCAAAAAAAAGACCCAGAGCUGUCGGGACCAAAGAAAGACAGGGUGGGAGAAGACAACCCGGAGCCAGGGGGGGUAAACGGACCCCCAGAAGAAAGUCCCCAUGACAGAUCAAAAAAAGAAGGGGAACAUCGGAAAUUACAGAAUGGAGAAGUGUCUGAAGAGGCAGAAUCACCAGCAGAUGAAGAUACAAGAACACUCAGUGAAACUGCGAAUGCCUAGAGUGAUUUCCAGUGGCGUCUUGUGGUCCAAUGUCAGACACAGAGCGGUGAACUUGCCAUCAGUUCUGAAGGUCAACGGCGCCCUCUAGAGGACACGGCUAAUGCUUACAUCACAUUUUAUGUGGCCUCUAUCCCCUCCAAAGCCUUUGCUGUGAUUAUCUCCAGACUUUCAUAAGACUGAUCUCUCUGAAUGAUGAAGGACGAGGGACAACAGCUGCUUUUGUCCAGCAGAUCUCAUUUCCCUCCCAAACCUUUAGAUUGCAAUGGGUGCACCUGCCAAGAAAAGCAUGCUGAAACUAUAGUACAUAAGAAUUCUUAUUAAAACCUCCUUCAUUUGUAAUUACACACACAAAUGCUUUUUAUGUCUUUAUGCAUUUGAACAGCCUUGCAGUCGGAUGACUUGCCAUGUGUCUGUGAUUUAUAUCUAAGUAUAUAAUAUGCGGCCUGCGUUAAACUGUAAAUAACUAAUCUUAGCAGUUGCACCCGUGAUCAAUAUUCACCCAGAUCUGCUUUUGCGGCAAAAUGACAUUGUGUUCAGUUAUUUUAAACACGCUUUACUCAAAAUGGACUGAUUAAUUUCAGCAAACGUGCUCUGAUGCAACGUCUGCCUCCGACUCGCAUUUGUUUGCAAUGCCUCAUCAGCUAAUAGAGGUCACGUAUAUGAAACCUUGAAUGUCUAUAUGUAUUAUUAUUGUAAAUGACUGUCAGCAUUUAGAUCAGAGCUUUUAUAACUGAGAAAAGCCGUACGAAGUGGCAGUAUUUCUUAUUCGAGCACGUCUGUGUGCAGCUGUGGAGUAGAAAACGCCUGAUUCAACCUAAGAUUUUUCCCUCUCUCGCUUACCUUCAGAUGCCUUUCUUCAUGUAGUCUUUCUGAAAGCGAACCGAACUGAAACGUCUUCUACAGGAAACGCUCACGCACAAACUAGCAGUCACCAUAGAUGAUGUAAGUCUUAUAACUGAACGUAGUAGUGUGUAAGUCAUAACCAUAUCACUGUGCUCGCUCUGCAAUACCUAGAUAUUUGCCGUACGUCAUUUUUACUGAUGUCCUAGGGGGUUUUGUGACAAGCGUUUCUCUGUCCUUUGAGCAGGUAAUCUCAUAAAACCCGUGGAGAACAUGUCCUUCACAUUUCACCCCAAAAUCAAAGGAAAGCAAAUAGGAAAUUACAUUUUGCAUGACGAAAACAAACCCAAUUUUUAGGACCAUCAAUGUUAUUUUCAUGGCAAUAUAAGCACAUUUUCUGUAUUGUAUCCAGACAUUUUACUUUUGGGUUUUUGUAAUUCAUGUUAGUCUUAAAGGUGAUUCCAGUUAGAUUCUGUGGAAGAUUAGUGGAUCUGAUCCUCAUUAGAUGGUCAACAGUGACUGAGAUAUAAUAAUUACAUUAUAUAAAUCAGCAUAAAUUAAAGGGUUAGUUCACCCAAAAAUGAAAAUUCUGUCAUUAAUUACUCACCCUCAUGUUGUUCCACACCUGUAAGACCUUUGUUCAUCUUCAGAACACAAAUUAAGAUAUUUUUGAUAAAAUCCGAUGGCUCAGUGAGGCCUCCAUUGACAGCAAGAUAAUUAACACUUUCAGAUGCCCAGAAAGCUACUAAAGACAUAUUUAAAACAGUUCAUGUGACUACAGUGGUUCAACCUUAAUGUUAUGAAGCGACGAGAAUAUUUUCUGUGCGCCAAAAAAAACAAAAAAUGACUUUAUUCAACAAUAUCUAGUGAUGGACGAUUUCAAAGCUUUAUGAAGCUUUUGUUUCGAAUCAGUGGUUCAGAGGGCAUAUUAAACUGCCAAAGUCACGUGAACCAUUGAAAUUUUGAAGUACUUAUGAUGUAACGAAGCCUCGUUUACUGAAAUCACGUGACUUUGGCAGUUUGAUACACGCUCCAAACCACUGAUUCGAGACAAAAGAUUCGGAAAGCUUCGAAGCUUCAUGAAGCAGUGUUUUGAAAUCGCCCAUCACUAGAUAUUGUUGAAUAAAGUCGUUAUUUUGUUUUUGUUUUUUGGCGCACAAAAAGUAUUCAGUCAUUGGAUUUUAUCAAAAAUAUCUUAAUUUGUGUUCCGAAGAUGAACGAAGGUCUUACGGUUGUGGAACGAGUAAUAAAUGACAUUAUUUUCAUUUUUGGGUGAACUAACCUUUUAAAGGCACUCUAACAAAUACAUUACCAUGGGAAAGUUUGCGGUCCGUAAGAUUUUUUGACGCUUUGACGUCUCAUGUCAACGCUCACUUAUUUGAUCAAAAAUACAGUAAAAAAAAAAAAAAAAAUGUGGGAAGCAUGAUACAACUUUUUUUCAGGAUUCUUUGAUAAAUAGAAAGUUGAAAAGAACAGCAUUUAUUUGAAAUAAAAAAUCUUUUAUAACAUUAUAAACUGUAACAUCCUUGCUGAAUAAAAGUAUUAAUUUCUUUAAAAAAAUAUCUCACUGACCCCAAACUUUUAAACUGUAGUGUACUAUCAUUACUAUAUAUAUAUAUAUAUAUAUUUUUUUUUUUUUGUUUUUUUGUUUUUUUUACAUUCCAGUAAUAAUGAUAUUUAGUGUUUUUAUUUUAUUUUUGCUUAAUGGCAAUGUGAAUUAGGGGAAAGUGUACUUAACAUAAAUGAUAAAAUUAUAUAAAACAUAAAAUAUGCAUUUUUAUUAUGCAGAAUAUAACUUAUUAUAUAUUUUUUUUAAUUAAAUAUAAUUUAUUUCCCUUUGGAUUUCAGGGUUAAAUGUGACGUGGACAUGUUCUUGACAAGUUUUGUGAAGUCCAUUAUUAAGUUCAGCAUUCAUGAACUGCUCUGAUAAUUGAAACAUUUAACUCUGUUCUUUUCUUCUACUUGUUUCAUCUGUUGUUGUAAAUAUGGUUUCACUGACCUGUUUCUUUGAAUGAGUGAGUGAGACGGGAUAAACGCAUGCGUUCACAGCGACUCUGGCAUGUUCUGAGGGUGUGACGUGAGUGAAGUUGAACUUUGAAUUAUUAUUUUUUUUAUUUAUACAAAGUCUGUAAAAUUAUUCUUCCUUAUUGUAUCUAAUUUAUGUAUAUUAUUUAGCAGAGUUAUUAGUGUACAAUUUUUUUCUCUCUCUCUUCCUAAUAUUUUUACACAGCAAAAUGAAUAGCAUUGUUAUUUGCCCUGACAAAAUGAGAUCAGAUAAUGGAUAUGCAUUUCUCCUGAAAUGAAGCAGAUUGUCACUUUAUUACAUGGGUCACAUGAUUCAGUUUGCCUUCUUGUAGUUUACUGUAAAGCUUCCUGUAGAUUCAGACUAUUACUAGUGUUGGUUUCAGAUCAUCGGGCAGAUGAAUGUGACGGCAUGUGCUGAAAUUAUGCUACAGCAUGUGUGUGUGUGUGUGUGUGUGUGUGUGUGUGUGUAUGUGAGUGAGUGAGUACGAGACUGUAUGUUUGUGUGUGUGUGAGCUGAUCAUGUUCAAUUUGUAAAAGUUGACACUGUGAUCUUUAGUGUCUAGCUGUCUCCAUGAUGUCUGUUUUUGAGCAGGAUGCAGAGAAAGAGAAAAACAUCUGUGUCUGCACACGCGUGAUUCACAAUAAACAUCAACUUAAAGGGCUCAGAACAAA
Molecule: messenger RNA, 5996 nt
Organism: Ctenopharyngodon idella (grass carp)
Lineage: Eukaryota; Metazoa; Chordata; Actinopteri; Cypriniformes; Xenocyprididae
Gene: pde1cb
Product: phosphodiesterase 1C, calmodulin-dependent b
Exons: 19
Coding region: 288-2459 (723 amino acids)
Biological process (GO): signal transduction
Molecular function (GO): 3',5'-cyclic-nucleotide phosphodiesterase activity
Source: RefSeq, a predicted model, not a curated record